Photinus pyralis (common eastern firefly) is the source of this 615-nucleotide messenger RNA. RefSeq names its product bridging integrator 2-like. NCBI's taxonomy places the organism in Eukaryota, Metazoa, Arthropoda, Insecta, Coleoptera, Lampyridae. Gene Ontology annotation, molecular function: phospholipid binding; protein binding. Bases 213 to 599 code for a protein of 128 amino acids. The transcript has 4 exons. The record is from RefSeq and is a predicted model, not a curated record. Gene Ontology annotation, cellular component: plasma membrane; cytoplasm.
AAAACCUAGGCAAAGUUGACAGAACGGCAGAUGACAUAUUUGACGAACAUCUCCAGAACUUCACGAGACAACAAAAUGCUGCUAACAAACUACAAAAGGAAUUCAGCAACUACAUUCGUUGUGUAAGAGCUAUACAAAUAGCAUCAAAAUCAUUAUUGGAAUCUAUAGGAGAAAUUUAUGAAAGUCAAUGGUCUGGACACGAUUUACUAUUUAUGCAAACACAAUCUGUAGAUAUGCUAUGGCAAGACUUCAACCACAAAUUGGCCGAUCAAGUUUUGAUACCACUCAAUACGUACCAAGGGCAAUUUUCAGAAAUGAGGAAAAAAAUAGAUAAAAGAGGACGCAAAUUAGUUGACUAUGAUAGCCAAAGGCAUAACUUUCAGGCUUUGCAAUUAGGCAUGACUAAAAAGAGAGACGAUGUGAAAUUAAAUAAAGGCCGCGAACAGUUGGAGGAAGCGAAAAGGACUUACGAUAUGCUAAAUUCGGAAUUGCAUGAUGAAUUACCAGCUUUAUACGAUUCAAGAAUACUUUUCCUUGUAACAAACUUACAGUCCUUAUUUAGUGCCGAGCAGGUGUUUCAUACUGAGAAUGCAAAGUGACAAAGAAGUGAUUAAA